Messenger RNA from Prunus armeniaca (apricot), 798 nucleotides. NCBI's taxonomy places the organism in Eukaryota, Viridiplantae, Streptophyta, Magnoliopsida, Rosales, Rosaceae. The record is from the annotation of a GenBank genome assembly.
AUGGAAGCACCGAUUCUCACUCCGACGCAUAAAUACGCAGCGGGAGCUCUGUUCGCGCUGGCGCUUCACCAGUCUCAGAUACACCAAGCUCGGCCAUCAACUCCUCCUUUACCUUCUCUUGAAAAAGAGACCAUCAGCGAAGGUGCGAGCAUCGGCAAGACCGUCUCGGUUUCGGACAAUUCCGACCUUUGGAUCCACGAGAAUUCUGGUUUGAUUUAUCCCGUUUUCCGGUUUUUAGGAGUGGAUGAACAAUCCUGGAAGGGGAUAAAGGAAACUGCAGGAUCUUCGUCACAAGUUAGGCAUCAUGUAGGAGCGUUGAUGACCUUACUAUCAGAGGGAACUACUGAUGGGCCUUCUUCUGAAAAAACUGACAAGGAAUGCGCUUUGGCAAAAACCGUUGAUGCCAUGGCUCUUAGUGAGGAAGAGUCUCUUGUUCAUUCAGCAGAAAACCCUGUGGAUUCUGAAUAUGAAGCUAAAUGCCGCGAAAGAUAUGAAGUUCCUGAGACGAAACCGGUGUCUGAGGUUUCUGCGAAGCCUUAUGAGAUUAUCAAGAGGACAAGUUCUCAGUCAUCCUCUGAAGAAAAAGUACCAGAUGUAUCUGAACCCCUUGAGGAACCUGUGGAAGAGGGAAACCUGAUCAGUUACGAGAGGAAAGUAACUGUUCUUUUUGCACUUCUUUCAGCCUGUGUGGCAGAUAAUACUGAAGAUGGCAAUAAAUGUUCCAAAGUACGGAAGGGUUAUGAUGCUCGACACCGUGUGGCAUUGCGGCUGCUGGCAGGCUUGGGGUUGAGUGGUUAA